AUGAGUGCUUGGAUCAAUAACAAAAACAUUACUUCUAUAGCUUAUGGCGUUGACGAAAACCAAGCCGGUACAAGAGAAGGUGGUGUGUCUCCCAAGUUUCCUGUCAUUGUGUUCAUACAUGGAGAAAGUUAUGAAUGGAAUUCAGGCAAUCCUUAUGAUGGAAGUGUUUUAGCGAGCUAUGGACAACUUGUGGUGAUCACUAUCAACUAUAGGUUGGGAAUUUUAGGUUUCCUGAAUGCCAAUACUGACCCUUACAGCCGUUCACCGGCCAACUAUGGCUUGAUGGAUCAGAUCGCUGCACUGCAUUGGAUACAGGAAAAUGUUGCAUCCUUCGGUGGAGAUCCCACCAACGUAACUGUGGCAGGCCAUGGGACAGGUGCUGCUUGCGUUAACUUCUUAUUGACGUCUAGUGCAGUGCCAGAAGGUGUCCUUUUUCAUCGAGCGAUUCUCAUGUCAGGUUCUGCUCUCUCUCCCUGGGCUCUCAUCCAGGAACCUUCCAGGUAUGCCGCACAAGUUGCAAUCCAUGCAAACUGUUCCCCAGAACUGCCUCACCCCAAUUUACUGAAGUGCCUUCGUGAGAAACCCCUAGAAACUCUUCUUUCCACCCCCAUAACAGCACCAGAAUUCUCCUUCGCCUUUGGACCAAGUGUGGACGGAGUCGUAAUAGAUACAGGAGAACCACCAGGUGAAUCCUCCCAUCAUUCAGAAUUCGACAUGAGUAAACCAGAGAGAGUUGAACCACAGAAUGCCAUCAAUAUUUUGAACAGUGUUCUCCUACGAAAAACAGUGGUCUCUAAGCUGUCCAGGUAUGAUCUUCUGCUGGGAGUAGUUAAAGCAGAAGCUUACUUUGCCUUCAACGGAGAAGAUGUCCAAUAUGGCAUCGAGGCAGACAGGCGAUCAAAGAUCCUCAGGAAUUUCGUGAGAAACACCUACAGCUACCAUUUGUCGGAAAUCUUAGCAACUAUCGUCAACGAGUACACUGACUGGGAAAGACCUGUGCAACACCCUAUCAAUAUCCGAGACGAAACGCUAGAGGCUCUAUCCGAUGCUCAAUACGUGGCUCCAGUGGUUCACACUGCCGAUUUACAUUCUGCAGAACACAGAAAUUCCUAUCUCUAUGUCUUCGAUUAUCAGACAAAGUAUGGGGAUUAUCCUCAGCGACAAGGAUGCAUCCAUGGCGAAGAACUGGCGUACCUCUUUGGUGCGCCACUGGUCGGAGGCAUGGUCCAUUUCGGCAGAAACUACACAAAGUCGGAAGUUGUUCUUUCCGAAACUACCAUGAUCUAUUGGAGCAAUUUCGUCAGGACUGGAAAUCCGAACGAAUCUCCUGAUAGUGAUCACUCCACAAGACAAGAGAAGGCAAGGCUGAAAAACAUAGAAUGGACAGCAUAUGAAGCUGUUCAUAAAAAAUAUCUGAAUUUAGAUACUAAACCUAAACUCAAGAACCACUACCGUGCACAUCGCCUAUCGUUUUGGCUGAAUCUAGUACCAGACCUGCACAAACCAGGGGGAGAUGAUGUCCCCAUGUCUCACCACCAGCUCCUGGACAACGAUCCUCCGCUGCCUAGGCUACCAAACUUGAAUCCAAGGAAGCUACCCACCACCUUGAAUCCUCUAGAUGGAAGGACCACUCCACCAGCUGGCUCUAACAAUACCGUAGUACACAUCACUGCCACAACAGAUUCUGUUGAAAGGGUGGAGGAACUAGGUGGCAUGAGUACCACGCAACAUCCUAUAGAAGAUGGCUUUGCAGCCUAUUCUACCGCAUUAAGUGUUACGAUAGCAGUGGGUUGUAGUCUUCUGCUACUCAACAUCUUGAUAUUUGCUGGAGUCUACUAUCAGAGAGACAAAGCAAGAGAUCACAUGAUGGGUCAGCCGAAAAAGAGGAAUGAAAAUGGCCAGAUGCCCAAUAAUAUUUGUGGGGAUUUAGAGUCCAGCAUCAUUGGAGUGAAAGCGGACCCUGCCUCAAUACUGGCCCAUCAUCAUUCCCACCACCAUCAACUCCCGCCUCCGGAGUUUGCAGACCUCCCGCACAACAACGCAACUCUGCCAAGGCCGCCGCCGCCCCCGAAGGUCUCCAAGGCCAACGUGAACACCCUGUGUUCGAACCAGAUGGCUGAGAACCAGCCGCUCCUCUCCACCCACACCAUCCAGUUGAUAAACACUGGCACCCUCACGAAAAAGAACACUCAGUUGAACUCAAAGACGGACACGAGAAUGGAGGAGUUGAGGGUGUGACGUUAAAUUGUGCAAAAUAUGUGAUCGCAAUACCUUUGACUGUUGCUCAAACAAUUUUUCUAUUUUUUACUUCAACCGUUAGCCUGGGGGACGACUCAAGGACUAAACAAACGAUCGACGUAUAACUACCUAGAUCAUCAGAACCUUCUACAAACAUGUUAUGUACAUUGGGAUGUGUUAGGAAAUUAUAUGUUGAAUUUUUCUACCUUACGAAUUGGAAGAUCUAUACAGAACCUAACCUUACCUAACCUAACCUAAGCUAACCUAACCUAACCUGACCUGACCUACCUAUUACUCAUCCAAUUUUCACAAUGGACUUCAAAAUUCAAUCAAAUUAUCGUAUAUAUCUGCAGGUUGAAAUGAAGUUACCAUUGUAUUAAGAUACAAUGGUCCUUUCUAUUCAAUAGUAGGUACUAUUAAGAGGGAACACCUCCACGUGAUAUGUCAAUAUUUGUCCAGAAGAGAAACAAAAACAAUAUGCGGUUCUACCAGAAUGACUGAAUAAUCGAUAGAAGCUAGGCAUAUUACAAUAGUUCCAACUUUCGUCGGAAGGUUGUACCUAUAUUACGAAUCUUUGAAAAUUUUCAUAAAAUUGGACUUCUGCCUCUUUUGUAUUGAUUUUUUGGAGGAUUUUUUCUACGAAUAUUCUUAAAAUACAUCAGUGCUUUAAUGUAUAAGGGAUACCAUAUCAUCAAUUUUUUCGCGAAAAACGAAAAAAAUACCAAAUUUCAUUUUUGGUGUCCUAAUUUCAAUCUUCAGAUCUGAAAUAAUCCUCUUCAAGAGCAGACAAUGAACCUUGAAAACAAAAUUUGUCCAAAACAUUUACCAAAUAUAGAUCUUCCAAUUCAUUUUCAAAAAUUCCUAAUAUCUGAUUUGUAACAACGGAAUUGUAAAAAAUAUUAACUUUCAAAUUUAACGAGACUCAUCUAGAAAAUAUUAAAAUUUUUAAUGCGUUGUGAUUAAAAACACUGUCCAUUUAUGACCAAAUCAUACUGAAUUAUUCUUUUGAAUAUUAAUACUUCCUGAAUCAAUUAAUUAAGUAUUUAAAUUAUAUUAUUUUCGAUAACUUGAAGAAACAUCAAUUAUUGUUCGCCUGUUUGUUUCAAUUGCACAGAAGUUUUGUCUGUUUUGUCUUUCGAUUCAUUAUCAAUUAAAGGUGAUACUAGAAUAUGGAAAUAGCUAAUUAUUAUUAAAAGGAAAAUGGAUUCAGAUACGGGCAAAAUUUAUCAAAAAUCUAAUGUUCAUAAAUUGAUCCGAAAAUAUUUUGCAAAUCUAAAAUUAUUCCUCUUGUUUUUGUUCUUCCAGAAACGUUCAAAUACUUUCCAUUUCUUCGAUAAGUUUUUUUUCAAAUAAAUAUUAGAAAUUUGCAAAGAAUUCGAAUUAACCAACCUCAUAGAAACCAGAAAAAUAUUUUCAAUAAUACUAAUGAAUGAGGAGUAUAUGUGGAAUUUAUCACAAUUAAAAUGUUUUAGAUCUAUCUACGGAAACUAAUACAUUUGCAAUAAUGUACUCAUCUACCCAAAAUUGAUGUAUUGUUUCAAUUCUGAAAGGUGAUGGGAAAUUGUACAGCAUUGUUUUUUCAUUGUAAAAAAUUAGUUCAUCUAUUAAUAUGUUUUAUAUGAAUAUCAAAGAAGAAUGAAUGUUGUGUACAUAAAAUAAUUAAUUAGACUAAAGAAUGUUAAAUAAAUAAUUCCAAAAACUGA
Messenger RNA from Harmonia axyridis, 3941 nucleotides. Its product is annotated as neuroligin-4, X-linked. Gene Ontology annotation, cellular component: postsynaptic membrane; cell surface; synapse. NCBI's taxonomy places the organism in Eukaryota, Metazoa, Arthropoda, Insecta, Coleoptera, Coccinellidae. Gene Ontology annotation, biological process: modulation of chemical synaptic transmission; presynaptic membrane assembly; neuron cell-cell adhesion. Gene Ontology annotation, molecular function: signaling receptor activity; neurexin family protein binding. The record is from RefSeq and is a predicted model, not a curated record. The coding region runs from base 1 to 2238 and encodes 745 amino acids. The transcript has 11 exons.